CCUGCAGGACCUCGUCCGGGACGUCCAGGGCGCCGUGUCGCCCGGCGGCAUGCUGUUCCCCCGGGAGUCCGAGUCCAGGGACGUCCGCACCCUGGACGGCGUCUGGAACUUCCGGCUGUGCCCCGAGGAGGACCCCGAGCAGGGCAGCAGGGAGCGCUGGUUCCACCAGGACCUCACCCAGACGGGCGAGGUGAUCCCCAUGCCGGUGCCCGCCUCCUACAACGACCUGACCACGGAGCGGUACGUGCGCGACCACGUGGGCGUGGCGUACUACGACCGGACCUUCUUCGUGCCCGCCAACUGGGACGCCGGCUCGUCCCGGGUGUGGAUGCGCUUCGGCAGCGUGCACUACGCCGCCAAGGUGUGGAUCAACGGGCACCUGGUGAUGAUGCACGAGAUCGGGCACCUGCCCUUCGAGAAGGAGAUCACGUCCAAGCUCCGCUUCGGCGCCAAGAACCGCGUGACCGUGGAGGUGGACAACACGCUCUACCAGCAGUCCGUGCCCCAGGGCAGGCUCGUCGAGAUAAACACGGACAUGGGCUUGAAGACGAUCCAGUCCUACACGUUCGACUUCUUCAACUACGCGGGCAUCCACCGGCCGGUGUACCUGUACACGACGCCGCACACCUACCUGGACGACAUCACCAUCACCACGGACGUGGAUGGCGCCACGGGCUACAUCAACUACCAGCUGGCGCUGGGCGGAGUCACGUCCAGGGAGACGCCGCGCAUCCAGAUCGACGUCCUGGACGCCGACGGCAACUACGUGUACAGCCACACGGACCAUGACGGCCUCAAGGGGCGCAUCGAGGUGCCCGACGCGCGGCUGUGGUGGCCCUACCUCAUGGACCCGGACCCGGGCUACCUCUACACCUUCCAGGUGCGCGUGACGGGCCACAUCUGGGGCCACGACGACGUGUACCGGCAGCCCGUGGGCAUCCGCACCAUCGAGUGGACCAACUCCACGGUGCUCAUCAACGGCAAGCCCAUCUACAUCCGCGGCUUCGGCAAGCACGAGGACGCCAACAUCCGCGGCAAGGGCCUGGACUACCCGACGCUGGUGAGGGACUUCAACCUGCUCAAGUGGGUGGGCGCCAACGCGUUCCGCACCUCGCACUACCCCUACGCCGAGGAGAUCAUGGACUUCGCGGACCGGACCGGCAUCAUGGUCAUCGACGAGUGCCCCAGCGUGGACACCGAGAACUACUCGCCCACGCUGCUGCAGAAGCACAAGGACUCUCUGGGCGAGCUCAUCCGCAGGGACAAGAACAGGCCCAGCGUCAUCAUGUGGUCCAUCGCCAACGAGCCCCGCACCCAGCUCGCCGACGCGGACAACUACUUCAAGAACGUGGCGACCUACGUGCGGCAGCUGGACAAGACGCGGCCCGUGACGGCCGCCCUGGCGCGCCAGUUCUACGAGGACCGCGUGGCGCAGCACCUGGACGUGGUGGGUGUGAACCGCUACUACGGCUGGUACUCGUACCCGGGCCGCAUCGAGACCAUCCGGACGUCCACGGAGAACGACAUGGCCAACUGGCGGCACAAGUACGCCAAGCCCUUCAUCAUGAUGGAGUACGGCGCGGACACGUACGGCGGCCUCCACACGCUGCCCGAGUACGUGUGGUCCGAGGAGUACCAGACGUCGCUCAUGUCGGAGAGCUUCAAGGGCUUCGACAACCUCCGCAAGAAGGGCUGGUUCAUCGGCGAGAUGAUCUGGAACUUCGCGGACUUCAUGACGGCGCAGACCGUGACUCGCGUGGGCGGCAACAAGAAGGGCAUCUUCACGAGGGACCGGCAGCCCAAGUCCGCCGCGCACCACGUCCGCCGGCGGUACUUCGCGCUGGCGCAGGAGCUGGACGGCUACACCCUGCCCGAGGACCUGGCGCCCUACGUGUACACCCCCGUGGGCAACGGCACCGCCAUGUUCUGAACCCUCUGAACCCCCUCAACGCGCCAAUACCCCGCGCUCAAGCGAUUCAAAGUCGCUCGGCCGCGGAGUCUCGCCGGCCCUCUCCUGUUUUCCUUUUUUGGCGGGUGAUUGAAGAGGCCAGAAGUGAACUGGAACAGCUUGGCCGACUCGGCAGUCCUGAUCUCCCAGCUGGUCCGACUGCGUUCUGCGCGCCGCUUUUCAACCCAGCUCGGCGAUUCUGCAGCCGUGCGGUUUUGCCAGUGGUGCGGCCUCGCACCUGCCAAUACUCCCCGCGCCAUCACGCGGUGUAGCGCCGACUGGCGUCCCUCACGGGCCUUCCCCCCGUGAGAACAUUUGCUCAAAACCAAGAAGCUCAAGAAAAGACAGACGCGAGCUUAUUUGCGCAUUUCAAACUUCCCUGCCUGGUGACGCUGCUUUCUAGAUCCAUGGCUAACUUACGGACGGCAGCUCAAAGACUUUAUUGUGAAAUCCAAUUAAUUUAUUUCUAGGAUAAAAUGUUGUCACUAAUUACUUGUUCUAAUAGUGUAAAAACUGUGUAAAUAUCUGCUUUAGGAGUUAUCCUUUUUUCAUGAUAGAUCAAAAGUGUAUUUAUAAUUACAAAAGUGAGAUGAUUUUUCCAACACUUGCUUG
Molecule: messenger RNA, 2560 nt
Organism: Thrips palmi
Lineage: Eukaryota; Metazoa; Arthropoda; Insecta; Thysanoptera; Thripidae
Product: beta-glucuronidase-like
Exons: 10
Coding region: 50-1930 (626 amino acids)
Biological process (GO): carbohydrate metabolic process; glucuronoside catabolic process
Molecular function (GO): beta-glucuronidase activity; carbohydrate binding
Source: RefSeq, a predicted model, not a curated record